ACCGAGGACAGUGGCUCUCUCUCUCUCUCUCUCUCUACUAACUUCCUGACAUUCUCCAAAACGUCUCUCUCUCUAUAGAAAGUAGUAGCAGUUGGGCUCCCGUUCUCUCUGCUACAAUUUUUACGACGAAAACACCCUCCGUCUUCCUACAAAACUCCAAACAUCUCCCUUGUCUUUUUAGAUUCUACCCGUAGUCAAAGAUCCUCUGCCUCUCACCGCACUUUCUCUCAUUUUCCCUCACUUUCUCGGCCAUGAAAUCUCAGCUCCUUGCUUGACACAUACCGCGAAACCGCAUGGAUUUGAUCGAAGGAGUGGGAGAGAGCUCGUCGCCGCCGAGGAGCUUCGGCGGAGGCUUCAGCAGCACCGAUGUGCGAAACGACGUGUACAAUCGGUUGAUGGAGAGCGGGCUCGACGAGGUCGUCUCUAAUCCGGAGUUUCGCGAGCUCUUGGACGCUCACUUCAAUCGCUUGCCUCAAAGUUAUGGACUUGACGUAAAUAUUGAUAGAGUGGAAGACGUUUUGUUACAUCAAAGGAUUCUUGCAUUGGCAAAGGACCCAGAGAAGCGACCUGUAUAUCAUAUCCGUUUCUUGGAGAAUACUUUUACUAGAACAGAUGGUAAUGAUGAUCAACAAUUUGUAAGUGCUCUCUCUACCCCAAGGCCAUCUUGUGAUACUGAAAAUGAAGGAGCCGGGCCAUCACAUAAGAGAAUCAGGGAUUGUGCGACUGACUUUGAACCUUGCUCUAAGCUUGAGGACCUAAAUUUGGAUACCAGAGACAUGGAGGAGAGAUAUCUUACAGGGAAUUUUUCCAGAAGGCAAGAACUUUCACAUGUUCCGGUACAUGAAGUAAUAUUUUCUACCAUUGACAAGCCCAAGCUUCUUAGUCAGCUUUCUGCAUUGCUUUCGGAUAUAGGACUGAAUAUCCGUGAAGCACAUGUGUUCUCAACAACUGACGGCUACUCCCUUGAUGUUUUUGUGGUGGAUGGGUGGCCUUUUGAGGAUGCAGAUGGUUUGUAUAAAGCUAUGGAAAAUGCAGUUGCUAGAAGUGAGGGAUCAUGGUCUCGUUUUUCAAGUUCUCAUUCAGCUGUGGAAAAAGCAUUGGCAACAGAAGCAAAAUCUGGAGAUUGGGAAAUAGAUAGAAGAUUAUUGAAGAUAGGAGAAAGAAUUGCAUCUGGUUCUUGUGGAGAUCUGUAUCAUGGAGUUUAUCUUAAUCAAGAUGUUGCUGUUAAGAUUCUUAGAUCUGAGCAUUUGAAUGAUGCUUUGGAGGAUGAGUUUGCUCAAGAAGUGGCAAUUCUAAGGGAGGUCCGGCACAAAAAUGUUGUUCGUUUUAUUGGUGCUUGUACCAAGCCUUCAGAAAUGUGCAUAGUAACAGAGUAUAUGCCUGGAGGAAGUUUGUAUGAUUACUUGCAUAAGAAUCAUAACGUCUUGGAACUCCCUCAGCUGCUAAAGUUCGCAAUUGAUGUCAGCAAGGGAAUGGAGUAUUUGCAUCUAAGCGACAUAAUUCAUAGGGACCUGAAGACGGCAAAUUUGCUAAUGGACAAUCAUAAUGCUGUUAAGGUGGCAGAUUUUGGUGUUGCCCGAUUCCAAAAUCAAGGGGGAGUAAUGACCGCAGAGACUGGAACAUACAGAUGGAUGGCACCUGAGGUUAUAAAUCAUCAACCAUAUAAUCAGAAAGCAGAUGUAUUCAGUUUUGCUAUAGUACUGUGGGAGCUCGUGACAGCCAAGGUUCCAUAUGAUACCAUGACUCCGUUACAAGCUGCACUGGGUGUGAGACAGGGACUGCGUCCAGAUAUUCCCCAAAAUGCACACCCCAAGCUGUUAGAACUAAUGCAGAGAUGUUGGGAAGCAGUUCCAGAGAAACGGCCUUCCUUCUCCGAGAUAACAGCUGAACUUGAAAAUCUCGUUGAAGAUGUUCAGGCGCAAACACCCACCCACAAUCACCUUGAGAGAACUUCAGAAGUAACGAGCAGCUCUUGAACAUUCUCAACACGCAAUAUUCAAAGCGGCUCAUUUUCAGGCAUUCGGGUGAGGAUUUUUCCUUUUUUUUUUUGUUUUUUUUUUUUUGUUCUUCAAUUAGAUGUGAGGUUAUUUUGUACAUCUGAGCGAAGAAAAAUUUCAGAAGGCUGUCCAAUACAAGGUGAGAGGGAGAAGAGUAUCAUGAUAUGUGUGUAGUUAAUGUAUACUCUUCCACGGACUUAAAGCAACAUCAUGAUAAAUUUCACUGUGAAAAUUGUUUUGAGCAAUGAUCGCACUUUUUGAGGAAUGAA
This is a messenger RNA of Alnus glutinosa, 2266 nucleotides long. Its product is annotated as serine/threonine-protein kinase STY8-like. NCBI's taxonomy places the organism in Eukaryota, Viridiplantae, Streptophyta, Magnoliopsida, Fagales, Betulaceae. Bases 294 to 1976 code for a protein of 560 amino acids. The record is from RefSeq and is a predicted model, not a curated record. Gene Ontology annotation, molecular function: ATP binding; protein kinase activity. Gene Ontology annotation, biological process: protein phosphorylation. The transcript is spliced from 16 exons.